AUGGGCAAUAGUACCAUAUUGAUAGUAAUCUGGGUGGAACUAUCACUCCAUGAACCCAUGUACUUCUUUCUUUCCAUGCUGGCAGUCAGUGACCUGGGCCUCUGUGCCGCCACCUUACCUACAAUGCUUAAGCUUUUCUUGUUCAAUACUUGUGAAAUACACUUUGAUGCAUGCCUUGCCCAGAUGUACUUUAUCCAUAUCUUCUCCAUGAUGGAGUCAGGUAUCCUACUGUCUAUGGCUUUUGACCGCUAUAUAGCCAUAUCCAAUCUUCUCAGAUACACUGCCAUCCUGAACAGUUCUGCCACCAUGAAAAUUUCUGUAGAGUUUGCGUUCUGGGCCAUCAUUAUCCUCAUCCCAGCCCCUGUGCUCAUUAAGCAACUCAAAUUUUGUGAAGCCAAUGUACUUUCCCAUUCCUAUUGUUUACACCCAGAUAUUAUUAAGCUUUCCUGCUCUGACCACCAUAUUAACAGCUUCUUAGGACUCAUUGUCAUUAUCAUCACAUUUGGAGUUGAUUUUGUGCUCAUCCUGCUCUCCUAUGUGAAGAUCUUCACCACAGUUCUGGGUAUUGCCUCCCAGGGAGAACGAGUCAAGGCCCUUAAUACCUGCGUCUCCCACAUCUGUGCUGUGCUGCUGGUCUACGUCCCCAUGUUGGGAGUGUCCAUCAUUCACCACUUUGGAAAGUAUGUGCCACAUGUGGUUCAUGUCAUCAUGGGCUAUGUCUACUUGUUGGUGCCUCCUGUGCUCAACCCAGUUGUCUAUUGCAUCAAGACUCAUGAGAUACGCACUCACCUUCUGGAUAUUUUCAAGAAAAUAUCAAAAAAUGUAUAUUAA
This is a messenger RNA of Diceros bicornis minor, 831 nucleotides long. Its product is annotated as olfactory receptor 51I2-like. The transcript has a single exon. The record is from RefSeq and is a predicted model, not a curated record. Bases 1 to 831 code for a protein of 276 amino acids. Gene Ontology annotation, biological process: G protein-coupled receptor signaling pathway. Gene Ontology annotation, cellular component: membrane. Gene Ontology annotation, molecular function: olfactory receptor activity; G protein-coupled receptor activity. Lineage: Eukaryota; Metazoa; Chordata; Mammalia; Perissodactyla; Rhinocerotidae.